Podarcis muralis (Common wall lizard) is the source of this 5127-nucleotide messenger RNA. RefSeq names its product even-skipped homeobox 2 (gene EVX2). Gene Ontology annotation, molecular function: DNA-binding transcription factor activity, RNA polymerase II-specific; RNA polymerase II cis-regulatory region sequence-specific DNA binding. The record is from RefSeq and is a predicted model, not a curated record. Gene Ontology annotation, cellular component: nucleus. Gene Ontology annotation, biological process: regulation of transcription by RNA polymerase II. NCBI's taxonomy places the organism in Eukaryota, Metazoa, Chordata, Lepidosauria, Squamata, Lacertidae.
CACACACACACACACCUUGGCAGCUUUUCUCUCUUUAAGGGAGAGAGAGCGAGAGGAACCCUCCUCCCUAGAAAUCAAAGCCUCCCCUGUCAUUUAGCCCCCGUGUUUCUGUCCGAGGAGGACAAACGAGAAAGAAGCUUGCAUCGUUAGGAGCUAAGAAGCCAAGAGGCGCGCGCGCGCUCACACACACACACGCACACGCUCUCUCACUCACACACACACACAAAAGCAAAAAGGGGGAAAGGAAAGAAAGGGGGGAAUCAGAGCAUAAUGAUGCACCUAAAUGAAGGGGGAAAUGUUGCUCAGCUCGUUUUAUUAAUCAGACUGUCAAUUUCACCCCAGAGGCCAAACCCCAGAGCAAUCCAUGCAAGAUCUGAUCGAGCAAAGGACAAGCGCUUCUCUUCACUCCGGGUCUCUCUCUCUCUCUCUUUCUCUCCCUCUGCCUCCCUACCUGGAUCUAUUUGUCUGCUCCGAAGCCGCCUUCAUUAUCCGUUGACAGGAGCUUGUAUUUAUUUGCUUAUAAACCUGUUACAAUAAAUGAUUAUUCGACCAGCGUCAUCCGUACCUUAAUGACGAGCGCUCCCUAUUCGUGAUGAAUGACAUUUCGGGGCUAGGAAGGAUGUAUGGGUCAUUUUGACCAGUCAUUCCCUCCGCUUUUGCAUCUCGCCUUUUUUUUUUUUUUUUUUUACGCCUCCCCUUCCAAAAGAGGUAAUAAUAAUAUUUAGAGACACUCGCCGGGCUGAAUGCGAAUUAGCCCCUGCUGCACGGCUCAUCAUUAGGAAGACGAACCCUUUGCAACCUUGACAUAUAUAUAUAUAUAUUUAUAUAUAUAUAUACUUUUUUUUCCCAAGGAGGGGGGAAAAAGAGCUGAGAGAUGAUGGAAAGAAUAAGAAAAGAGAUGAUCCUGAUGGAACGAGGGCUGCACAGCCCCACGGCUGGCAAAAGGCUGGCGAAUUUGUCCGACUCGGCUGGCAACGUGGUAUUGGAGGCCCUCGAAAAUUCGCCCCACGGCGGCCGCCUGAGCCCGAGACUGACUUCCGCUUCUCUGCACACCUCUUUAGGGGACAUCCCUGCCAAAGGGAAAUUCGAAAUAGACACUUUAUUCAACCUUCAGCACCAGAGCGGCGAAAGCGGCGUCGGCGUCGCCACCUCGGAGCUGCCUCCCUCCGAAGGGAGGAAGAAGAUUAGCCAUUACUCAGAAGUUGCUCAAGAGGCAGAUAUGAACAGCGACGUGGAGGUGGGCUGCUCUGCGCUCCGCUCCCCCGCCAGCCUCACUUCCUCCCAGCUGAAGGAAAACAAUAACAAAGGAUAUUCCGAGAGCAGCUCCACGCCCAGCACCACCACCUCGUCCUCGGGUUCCAGUUUAAGCAGCCUGCACGGCGGCAGCGGCUUGGGGAACUCCAGCUCCGGAGCGGAUCAAGUGCGGAGGUACCGCACCGCCUUCACCCGGGAGCAGAUCGCUCGGCUGGAGAAGGAGUUCUACCGGGAGAACUAUGUCUCUCGGCCCAGGAGGUGCGAGCUGGCCGCGGCUCUCAACCUGCCGGAGACUACCAUCAAGGUGUGGUUCCAGAACCGACGGAUGAAGGACAAGAGGCAGCGGCUGGCCAUGUCGUGGCCCCACCCGGCGGACCCCAGCUUCUACACGUACAUGAUGACCCACGCGGCGGCCACGGGGAGCCUGCCUUACCCGUUCCAUUCCCACGUGCCCCUGCACUACUACCCGCACGUCGGGGUGACGGCGGCCGCGGCCGCGGCUGCGGCGUCGGGGGCCACCGCCUCACCUUUCGCCACCUCCAUUCGCCCUCUGGACACCUUCCGCGCCCUCUCGCACCCUUACUCCCGGCCGGAGCUGCUGUGCAGCUUCAGACACCCGGGCCUCUACCAGUCGCCCGCCGCAGCCGCCGCCGCCGGUCUCAACAGCAGCGCCGCUGCCUCGGCCGCUGCAGCUGCAGCCGCGGCCGCCGCUGCCGCAGCCUCGACGGCUCCUCCGGCCGGCUCCGCGCCCUGCUCCUGCCUCAGCUGCCACAGUAGCCAGUCGGCGGCGGCCGCGGCCGCGGCAGCCCUGGGAUCGCGCGCCUCCGGCUCGGAUUUCACCUGCACCGCGGCCGGAGCGGCGGCGGCGGCCGCCUCGCAGCGCUCGGAGAGCGGCUUCCUGCCUUACUCGGCCGCCGUGCUCAGCAAGACCGCCGUCCCUUCCCCAGACCAGCGGGAGGAGGCCGCCUUGACCAGAUAACUAGCCAGCCCCCCCACCCCGGCGGCCAGUGGGAGGCGCUGUUGAGCCGGGGUGGCCGAGGGCAGAAGAGAACCGUUUUGUACAACGGAGGGGAGGGGGGGCAUACACUGGAACUCUAGCAAAAAGGUUUUUUUUUUAAAGUACUAUAAUUGAUAAUUGUUGUUUUGCUGUUGUUCUCACGCCCUGAUUUAAAAAGAUGGCUGCUGGGAGAGGGUGGUUGGAGGAGGAAGGUGUGGGGAGCAGCCCCAAACAUACUGGCCUUUUAACAUUCUGUGCUUCCUCUCUCCCCCGCCCCCUCCUCACACCCAACAAGCACCCCCAGUUGUUAGGAUUGGCGAAUGAUCGUUUCUAGACAUUCUGCACUCAAUGCAGCCAUCCGAGCUCCGGAGGGUGCUGCCUCGCUCCCCCUGCUGGCAGCAAUGGGAACUGCUCUUGGGCGCCUCUGACCUGCAGCCGACGGUUGUUAGCACGGCUGGAUACCUAAGCAGCACCUUAUCCUUGGUCCUCUGCAGGAAGGAUGGCUAACCUGUGGCCAGCCCGAGAUGUUGCUGAGCGGCGGGUUAAGCCAGCAGGGCCAAUGGUUGCUCUAGUAGCAGCCAUCUCGAAGGCCGGCGCUUGUGCCAGCUGCGCAACCCAAACGCAUGGUUUGGGCAUCUUUUAAAACAAACCUAUAUAUAUAUACAUACAGUAUAUAUAUAUAUAAAGGCAAACCCCAAUUCCUGCAUUUAGUGGGGAUCUGGCUGAGGACGAAGCACACAAACCCAGCAGAAAUUUGCCACAGAGAUGCCUGUGGCGACUGAUGGGCAAAGAAACCGGGUGCUUUAUAGGAGAAGAGGAAGGGGGAAACGCGGUUCUUAUUAUGGUUUCCUUCUCCUCCUGCCCUCUUGAACUGGAAGAGGCUGGCUACUUUCUUCUUAUUCUUUUGGAGGGAUGGCAGUAAACAGAGGGUGGGCCAGUAGAAAGAGAAGGGAGUGUGAGACUGACAGCAAUACUCGUCCAGGAAACAGGGCGAGGGAUUUACGUUCUAUUUUUUAUUUUUUAUUAUUUUUUAGCUUCCUGCUUUCCGAGCACCAUAGUCCACAAUUUAUCUGGGAAAUACUUGAAACUUUAUUGGCAGGUGAGGCAUUGUCUCGAAUCACUGACCUUCCGGGUACUUUAAGUUUAAAAACAAACAAACGAACGUGUCUUUUUUUUUUUUUAAUGAAACUUUAAUUUGCAAAGAAAGGACUCCAUCCAAAGGAAUCAUGUUUCUCGGCAUUAUUUCGUCACGCGCCUUUGGCUCUGACAAACCACCACUGGGGAAAGGGAGGGAGAGACCCAACCCCCUUUUGCUACUUCCUGGAGGGACUUCCGUGAACUUGAAGAAAGGCACACACACACAAAAAUACACACCCGGUGUUACUGCCGUGUCAAUUUUGAUGCUAAUAAUGUGCAGAUUAUGACGAAAAUUGCCAAUCAUGUUCUCUGAUGGACCUCCUUUGAAUGUGGAAUGGGGGGGGGGGAGUUCCCCGCGCGGAGACCUGCUGUCAAGUACUAACAACCCGCUAAGGGAAGUCAUUAGAAGAGACAGAUAAGAGACUUGGAACAUAAAACAUUGUUCUUGGUGCAAAGAAUGUAUGUUAUUUAAUGUUAUAUCUGUUACCUUGGAAGUGAUUCUGCACAAGGAAACCGCGGUUCUUAUCAUCUCAAUUGCCAAUUUUCAUUUUGGUAACGCGGGCGCCCCGGGUAGACUUUCCCUCUGUUCCGUUGAUAUUCCACCAAUGUGAAGAGAGCCUCAUUAAAUCAAACACGGAUAUUUCCAUAAUGCUCCCCACAGAGGCACUUCACUCUUCACAUAAUGAGAUUUUUCUGAAGAGUUGAAGCCCUCAAAUAACUAGCUAUUGCUUAUUUAGGCCCUGAGUGUACGGUGUGAAAGCAGGGAGACACAAGCCCAUCCAUUCUCGCUAAUUUAUAUAUAUUUCAAAUAAGAGUCCUGAAAUUCUUCUGGUUUUUAAGACACUGGAGUUUUUGGUUUGUUGUUGUUUUUUUAAAAAAUUGUUCUGUUCUUUCAUUUCCGCGUUCUAUUCUGUUCUUUCUGCGUUAUGAUAAUGGGCAUUCAGGAAAUGAUUUUUGAAGUCUCUUCUGUUCAGUGAACAUAAACUGUAGAGUUUUGUUGUUGUUGUUUUCAAAAAAUGUGCUUUUGGUCAGAGAAUGGAGACAGAUUGCUUGGCUGGAGGUAGGAUAGCACUGGGGUGGCGAAAGAGAAGAGGGUGGACUAUUUGAACGAGAACUCUUCGUAGCAUACAAAAAAACCCCUCUAAAUUAAUUACCUAAUUUUCACAAGAGGUGUGUGUGUGGGGGGAGGAAUAAAGUUUUUUUUUUUUGUAAGACUAACUGACAAUACUACUUAUGUAUAAAAAGAAGAAAAAUAUACCAGCUGUUGUCAACUGAGUUUAUAUUUAAUUUUUUAAAUUAAUAUAUAAUUUAAUGCUCAACAAAUAGACCAAAACGCGGCAGUCUUUUUACCAGCUUUUACCUUUCGGAUUCUCGAUAUCGUUUGGUAUAACCGCCCUUACUUGGAUGUAGAGACAAUAAUUUUGGCAAUAAUGUUUACAUUUUUCCAAAAUAUAAAUAUAAAUAUAAAUAUAUAAAUAUAUAUCUUAGAACUGAUCGAUAAUGUGGCUGGUUGGUUGAAAAGAAAAGAAAAGGCAGAACAUAAAAUCGUGUUAUGUUAGGUCCGUUGGACCUGGUUAUUAUUAUACGAAAAGUGUAAAUAAAGUCUUAGUGCUUCAGAUAUCGCUGGCUGUAUGAACCCACUGUAAGAUAUUUUACAAAUGUGCAAUAAGGAGAAAGCUUUGUAUAUUACGUUAUUUAUUGUGUUUGGUCAUGUAAAAUAAAUGUUAUUUAAAUCAAAA